CUUCAAUCUCCGUCGUUUACUUGUCAUUUUUCAGUAGUCACUACCGUCUCGGCGUCUCCUUCGACAUUUCUUCCUCUUAACGUACAGUUUCGCUCCUCAAUAUCUUCACUUUCGUCCAUGAAUCACACUAGUCUAAAAUCUCUCUACCAUAACUUCUCUUCCUCCAUCAUUUCAAGGUUCACUUUUUCAUUGAGUUUUGCCUUUGUCUCAUGGCCUUUUUGCUUCGUGGAUAUUCUUAUUACCUUCCUUGCUUCAUGGGUUCUUGGCAUGAUACGUUCUUGUCCAAAGAAGUUUAGAUGGUAAUGGUUAUGGGUUCGUAAAAUUAAGAGUGAGUUUGUUUGACGCUAGAAUUAAUGGAUUCGCUUCUGAAAAAAUGGCUGCCUGGGGUGCCUUCAUCAGUUUCUAAAGAUAACGACGAUCAUGACCUCGAAUACUCCAUUGCUAUGAUAUAUGAUGGUCCUGCUAUAAAUUAUUCGAUCCCAGAAAUAUCUACUUUCGCAAUUGAUCAAAUUCCAAUUGCUUCCGUAGCUUCCAUUUCUUCCGAUAAGCUUUCUGUUCCAAUUAUCCAGCCCAUUGUGAAAACCAGUCAUACAAACCUUGUCCAUGACUCUAAAUCGAACUCCCACUCCUCAACCAUUGAAUUUCCAAACAGAAUUAGUAACUCGGGUUCAUGGGGCAAUGAUGAUAACAAAGAGGAUAGAUUCUUUCAAAGUGAAAACAAUCCCACCAACUCAGAAAUAACAGAAUCAGGUUCAAACUCUCAAUCAGUCUUCUCUGAGAUUUCUUCUUGCAGGGAAGGUGACUGUAAAAACGACACAACGAGACCCACACUUGUCAAACGACCUUCAACUGUAACCUUCCGUGAUCCUGAGUCAGAUGCCUUGAUAGUAGUUAGCGAAAGAUCUGAUGAAUCUCAAGCUGGAAGGUACCCUGUGAGACCAAAAGUUGAGAGAGCCGGGAAGAAAGGUACAUGUCAUCGGUGCCAUAAAGGUAACCGUUUCACUGAAAAGGUAAUUUGCAUUUCUUGUGAUGCCAAGUAUUGCUGCAGUUGUGUCAUAAGAGCAAUGGGGAGCAUGCCUGAAGGAAGAAAAUGCAUUACUUGCAUUGGUUAUCGAAUCGAUGAAAGCAAACGAAGAACCCUGGGGAAAAGUUCUCGGAUGCUGAAGCAUUUGAUGUCUGAGUUGCAAGUGAAGCAAAUAAUUUACGUUGAAAAGUUUUCUGAAGCAAACCAAAUACCACCAGAACUUGUUUGUGUGAAUGGGAAACCUCUAAAUAGGAAAGAGAUGAUGCUACUCUUGAGCAGUUCAAAUCCACCGAAAAAGCUAAAACCAGGUUUUUAUUGGUAUGAUAAGGCAUCUGGUUUAUGGGGAAAGGAAGGUAAAAGGCCCAGUCAAAUUAUAAGCACCCAGUUGAACGUUGGAGGUGUAUUGAAGGAAAAUGCAAGCAAUGGAAACACAAAUGUGUUCAUAAACAGUCGAGAGAUUACCAAACAGGAGCUCUUGAUGCUCAAGGCGGCAGGAGUGGCAUGUGAAGGGCCUAACUUUUGGGUUAAUGCUGAUGGAUCGUACAGGGAGGAGGGACAGAAGAAUAUCAAGGGGUACAUAUGGAACAAGACUGGAGCAAAGCUAGUCUGUUUUGUGCUGUCUCUGCCAAGGCCUCCUAACUCUGUCCCUCUUCGCAGUGAAGCAAGAGUCAACAUUGUUACCCAGCAUUGCAUUGAGAAUAAAACGCUUUACAAAAUUUUACUUGUCGGAUCUGCCAAAUCUGGGACAAGCACUAUUUUCAAACAGGCCAAGCUUCAGUACGACGUCCCUUUCUCCCAUAACGAGCUCCAGAAUAUCAAGCUGGUGAUCCAGAGCAACCUGUAUACCUACCUCGGUAUAUUGUUGGAGGGCUGCGAGAAAUUUCAAGAAGAGAGUUCAUUGCAGAAUAGGAAAAGACGGAUGGUCAAUGAUUCCACCUCGUCUGAGAAUACAGGCAAUACUGUUGAAACAACAGUAUAUUCUAUUGGCCCAAGACUAAAAGCCUUCUCAGAUUCACUCAUCAAAUACAGGAUGUCGGGUAAUUGCGGUGACAUAUUUCCAGCUGCUACAUCUGAGUAUGCAUCUCUUGUAGAGGAGCUAUGGAGGGAUGCAGCCAUUCAGGCAACCUACAAUCGGCAAAAUGAGUUAGAAAUGCUACCAAUAAAUGCAAGCUAUUUUCUAGACCGGGCUGUUGAGAUUUCCAAGACAGACUAUGAACCCUCUGACAUGGAUAUCUUGUAUGCCGAGGGUAUGACCUUAUACAACAGUCUUGUUUCCAUGGAAUUUUCAUUUCCUAAGCCCGUUGAUGAGGACUCCGUGUUCCCCGAGUUUCGGCAUGAUCUGUCCUUCAGAUACCAACUCAUCAGAGUGCAUCCCAGAAGCCUAAGAGAAAAUUGCAAGUGGUUGGAGAUGUUUGAGGACAUGGAUAUUGCCUUGUUCUGUGCAGCCUUAACUGACUACGAUGAGUAUAUUGUUGACAACAAUGGAGUUUCUACCAACAAAAUGCUUGCAGCUAAGCGUCUCUUUGAGAACAUGAUCAGACAUCCAACCUUCAAAGACAAGACAUUCUUGUUAAUACUGACAAAGUUUGAUCUUUUUGAGGAAAAAAUUGAACUGGUGCCUCUAACGCAAUGCGGAUGGUUUUCUGACUUCAAUCCAGUGAUCAGUCACAAUCACGACAGCGCCUGUACAAGUAACCGAAGCAAUAACACCCCACUGGCUCACCGUGCUUUCCAUUAUAUUGCUGUCAAGUUCAAGAAAUUGUUUAAAUCUCUGACAAACCGAAAGCUGUUUGUUUCACUGGUUACCGGUUUAGAACCUGAUACUACGGACGAAGCCCUCCGAUAUGCCAGAGUGAUCAUGGCUUGCGAAGAAUGGAUACCACCACCUUUUAAAAACGACAAAUCAGAGAUUACUUCAACAACCUUCGAAAUCGAGGAAGCAAGUUCCUUCUGAUUCUUGCCCGAAAUAAUUGAUAUACAGGCUGUUUUGUUAGAAGAGUUAAUGUCUAUUCUCAGUAUUCUCAGAAAGUUGGUCGCACAUUCUAGGAGCUGGAGCCUAAAUUUAUGUUUAAGAACUAAUAGGGUAUGUUCUGUUGUAGUUUCCCAUAAACUUUUGUUUGCUUAUACUCGUCUACAAAACACAAAGCAGAGGAAAGAGUUAUUUCUA
Prosopis cineraria is the source of this 3191-nucleotide messenger RNA. Its product is annotated as extra-large guanine nucleotide-binding protein 1-like. Gene Ontology annotation, molecular function: G-protein beta/gamma-subunit complex binding; G protein-coupled receptor binding; GTPase activity. Gene Ontology annotation, biological process: adenylate cyclase-modulating G protein-coupled receptor signaling pathway. NCBI's taxonomy places the organism in Eukaryota, Viridiplantae, Streptophyta, Magnoliopsida, Fabales, Fabaceae. Gene Ontology annotation, cellular component: heterotrimeric G-protein complex. The record is from RefSeq and is a predicted model, not a curated record.